Molecule: messenger RNA, 336 nt
Organism: Gongylonema pulchrum
Lineage: Eukaryota; Metazoa; Nematoda; Chromadorea; Rhabditida; Gongylonematidae
Source: the annotation of a GenBank genome assembly
UAUGCAAAUUGCACUCUCCAAAGAUAUAUGGAUAAGCAUAAAAUCAAAGCUGAUACUCGUUCAUUUUCAUUGCUGCAACGUCUUCUCACAAUGGACCCAAUCAAGCGAGUUACCGCACAAGAUGCUAUGGAUGAUCCAUAUUUCAAGGAAGAUCCACGACCAACCGCCGAUGUCUUCAGUGGUUGCGAUAUUCCAUAUCCCAAACGUGAGUUCCUCUCUGAUGAAAAUGAUGAUAAGAGUGCUUCGGCGUCGAAGCCACAACAAGUACAGCCACCGCAGCAAAGUCAGCAACAGGCUAGUUUUUAUAGAUUCACAUUUAUUCCAGUAAGACUUUAG